Molecule: messenger RNA, 3051 nt
Organism: Ipomoea nil (Japanese morning glory)
Lineage: Eukaryota; Viridiplantae; Streptophyta; Magnoliopsida; Solanales; Convolvulaceae
Exons: 5
Coding region: 1-3051 (1016 amino acids)
Biological process (GO): telomere maintenance; DNA repair
Molecular function (GO): DNA helicase activity
Source: RefSeq, a predicted model, not a curated record
AUGGUUGAGUCUGGAAGACUAAUUUAUAUAAGGACACACCAAAAAAGCCUAAGGUGUGAGAGUUAUAGUGGAUUGACUGAUGCUUUGACAAGGGGUGAAAUAAGUCCUGCAGCCCAAGGUCGUAGAAUAAUACUACCUUCGAGUUUUAUGGGUGGUGCUAGAUACAUGAUACAAAACUACCAAGAUGCAAUGGCAAUAUGUAGAUGGAUUGGAUACCCAGAUUUAUUUAUAACUUUUACAUGCAAUCCGAAGUGGCCUGAGGUGCAACGCUUUUUAAAAGAUCAAAGGUUGAAGCCAGAAGACCGGCCGGACAUAAUUUGCCGCUUAUUCAAGAUUAAGUUGGAUGCUUUGAUAGCUGACUGUCGAAAGAAUCAACUAUUUGGCCCUGUGGCUGGAGUCAUAUAUACAAUUGAGUUUCAAAAGCGAGGUCUUCCGCAUGCUCAUAUAUUACUUUUUCUGGAGAAAAGUAAAGAAGUUAGGCAACUUCUCACUCUAGACAACAUAAUUUCCGCAGAGAUUCCGGAUGAAAAGAAAGAUGCUGAGUAUUACCAAGCGGUAGAGGAAUUUAUGAUGCAUGGUCCAUGUGGAAAAGCGAGGACAAAUUCUCCAUGCAUGGUAAAUGCGCGAUGCUCUAAACAUUUUCCUAAGAGAUUUGUUGAUAGUUCUACGUUUGAUGACGAUGGUUACCCGGUAUAUAGAAGGAGAGACAAUGGCAGUGUAGUUACAAAGAACGGUAUCGCCUUGGACAACAGGUAUGUGGUACCGCACAAUAGAUAUUUAUUGCUCAAGUACAAGGCUCAUAUAAAUGUCGAGUGGUGCAACCAAUCAAGGUCAAUCAAGUACCUGUUCAAGUAUGUUAACAAGGGUCAUGAUCGAGUAACAGCGGAAUUUUACAAAACAGGCAAUGAUGACGAGAAUGGCAAAGCAGUAGAUGAGAUAAAUAUGUACUAUGACUGUAUGUACAUAUCCCCGUGUGAAGCGGUCUGGCGUCUGUUUGGUUUUGAUAUACAACUUCGUGCGCCUUCGGUAGAGAGGUUAAGCUUUCACCUACCUAAUCAACAGAGUGUGAUAUUUGCAGAUGAUGAUGCGGUUGAGAACAUUGUGAAUAGACCUACGAUAGCACAGAGCAUGUUUUUAGAAUGUUUUGAAGCUAAUAAAACAUACCCCGGUGCCAGAGAGCUUACUUAUGUUGAGAUGCCAACAAGAUUCGUUUGGAAGAAAGACCUUAGAAAAUGGCAGCCACGAAAGAAAGGGUUCUCCAUAGGACGUAUAUUCUAUGUCCCGCCAGCUACUGGCGAAAUCUUCUAUUUGAGGUGUUUGCUCAACAAAGUUCGCGGCCCUAAAAGUUACGAAGAUAUUAGGACUGUAAAUGGAGUACAAUAUGACUCAUUCCGAGAUGCGUGUUAUGCAAGAGGUUUAGUUGAUGAUGACAACGAAUAUGUUGAUGCAAUAGAUGAAGCCAGUCAUUGGGCGUCAGCGGAACAAUUGAGGAGAUUGUUUGUGACAUUACUAAUGAGCAGUUGCAUGGGGAAACCGGAAAUAGUUUGGCACGCCGUUUGGCAACAUCUAUCAGACGAUGCCCAAUUCAAUAUCCGUACACAACUGCAGAACAGAGAGUUUGUGUUGACCGAUUCGCAGAAAAUGAACUUUGCUUUAGUUCAGGUUGAAAAGCUAUUAUCUAAUCAUGGUAAGAGUUUGAAGGACUAUCCUGAGAUGCCAACGGCCAAUUUUGGUGCGUUAAACAUUAUUGCAAAUAGGUUGGUUCAAGAAGAAUUAUCAUACGAUCGUGGAGAACAAGAGAAAGAGAAUCAAGAAUUGGUAAGGCAGUUAACAGACGAACAAAGGGCAAUAUACAAUGAAGUGUUAACUGACGUCGAUUGCCAGCAAGGUGGGUUAUUCUUCGUAUCUGGUUAUGGAGGGACAGGUAAGACUUUCUUGUGGCGAGCACUUUCUUCCGCAUUAAGGUCUAAGAGUCAAAUAGUUUUAAAUGUUGCCUCUAGCGGCAUAGCUUCGCUGUUAUUACCUGGUGGUCGUACGGCGCAUUCCAGAUUUGCUAUACCGAUAUCUGUUAAUGAAGAUUCCACGUGCAACAUAAGGAACGACAGUGAACUGGCGGAACUUCUUGUGCAAACAAAGCUGAUAAUAUGGGACGAAGCCCCAAUGAUGCAUAAAUUCUGCUUUGAAGCUUUGGAUCGAACUAUGCGGGAUUUGAUGCGCUUCGUAAAUCCAAGGAGUUCUGAUAUGACAUUCGGUGGCAAAACAGUUGUUUUGGGUGGCGAUUUCAGGCAAAUUUUACCAGUCAUUCCCAAGGAAUCCGAGUGCAAGGAGAUCGAGGAAUUUGCUAAAUGGAUAGCUAAUAUAGGUGACGGAAUGAUUGGGUGUCAACUGGAUGGGGAGUCAGAGAUUACUAUUCCAGAAGAUUUGUCGUUAAAGUGCGAAGAUGACCCUAUUGCUACAAUUGUUGAUAGCACUUUCCCCAAUUUCCGACUGGGACUUGCCGAUUUGUCAUAUCUUAAUCAUAGUGCAAUUUUAGCUCCAACAUUGGAUGUGGUAGAUGCCGUUAACCAAUACAUGAAUGACCAUAAUCCCGCUGAGAGUAAGACAUACCUGAGUUGUGAUUCUGUGUGUAAGUCAGAUGCCAAUGUGGACAUGUUAGCGGAUUUGCACACUCCGGAAUUCUUGAAUGCAUUGAGAUGUUCUGGAGUCCCAAAUCAUGCGUUGACAUUGAAAGUUGGAUCACCUGUUAUGCUGUUGCGAAAUAUUGAUCACACAUUAGGAUUAUGCAACGGUACAAGGUUGAUUGUUACAAGGUUGGCUGACCAUGUGUUGGAAGGCCAAAUCAUGUGCGGUACAAAUGCAGGAACCAGAAUAGGUAAUAAGGUUGGUCGGGCCAUCAAAGUUGAUACUACAACUAGUUUGGUCACUAGGGGAAUAUUCGCCUGUGUCUGUGUGGAGCUCGAUAUUACGAAGCCACUCUUAUCAAAGUUUACAAUAGGGCCGGAGAUAUGCCCAAUUGAGUACAAGGAGCUACAUCUGUUAGAUAUACAAUAG